AUGCCGGCUACCGCGGGGAGAGUGCGCAUGCCGCACGGCAACCGCGUCAGCAGCAGCUCCGCCCUCAAGAUGACGGGCAUCUGGACCAACACCAUUGGGUAUGACCCGUACGCCGCCGAGGGCGGGGGAGCCGAUGCCGAGGACGAAGCCAACGCGUUCGAGCAGGCGCAGGGGCUAAUGGCGCUGGCGAAGCUUUCGAACCAGGGAGUCACGGAGCAGCGAGGAGCUUGCAAAAAGUGCGGAUCGGUGGGCCACCUGACCUUCCAAUGCCGGAACCACAUCCAGCCUGUCGACGCGGGCGCGCCCAUGCAGGCGGUUGCGGAGGAGUCUGAUUCCGACUCGGACGACGUCAGCUCUUGCUCUUCGGUGUCCGACAGCAGUGACGGGGAGGACUCGGGCCGACGCAAGAGUGGCGGCGGGAGCGGCGCAAUCAGCAAGGGCAGCAAGGGUAAGGAGAAGAAGAGCAGCCGGGCCUCGUCUUCCUCCCACAAGGAUAGGGACAGGGGCAGGGACAGGGACAGGGACGGCGGGGGGGGCAAGAGAAAAAGGCGGAGGGAGGCGGAUAGCAGCGAUGACGAGGGGAGCAACGACAGCGACAGCGGCAGCGACGUCCGUCGCAAGGGUUCAGGGUCAAGCAAGAAGCGGCGAGCGCGCAGUGGCGACGAUUCUUCCAAGGAUAAGGGCAAGCCGGAGCGGCGGGAGCGAAAGGAAAAGAGGCGGAAGGACCGGGAGAGGGAAAAAUCGCGUAAGUCGUCCUCGAAAAAGUCCAAGAAAGACAAGCGAGAAAAGAAGAGCAAGCACAGCAAGCACAGCAGCCGGAAGAAGUGAUUCGUCUGUUUUCGUCUUUGUAUGUACCAAGCCCCUUUUGAGCGACUAUAUGCAGCCAAAGCUGGCUGGCACCCCAGAAGGGCGAAGCACCGCAAUCGCGGGGUGGGAGAGGUGGCCAUUUGAGUGCUGUGUUGCAACCGAUGACGCGAAGAGUGCACGUGUGUGUGCGAGCCACCCAAGCGACGAGUUUACGAUAAGAGAAAAUGUUUGGGCGAGGGGAGCAGCUCGAACCAACCCCCCAAAGCCUCGACGAUAUGUAUGGGGGAAAUGCUGACGCGAAGGCCUGGUUGGUAAGAAGCAGAGGAGGGAAGAGGGGCAAGAAGAGGCAAUCAAGCUGUCGUACGUUGCGUGCUAUUCGACUUUGUUUGUUUUGGUCCCUUUGUGCUGCGUGCUGGGAAUGGUCGCGGGGGUGGGUGGGCUUGUCUCUCAAGGUAUCCUCGUGAGCCUGUUUAGAACGUGUGUCGCUUGGAGAUUCUGUUUCCGUUGUGAGCAAUUACGUCUUUGGGAACGAGCGCCCGCCUUGCGGCCUUUAGACACAAGUGACCCACCCUCUGUUGACGUUUGUGAUGAAGACAAGCAUGCGUUCCUGCGUGAAGCUAGCAUCUUUUGAAGCUGGUGUGGACGAGAAGGGGAGAAUAUUGUCGCAAGCACUUUGCCGUAGCUGGUACGCCAAUGAAAGCAAGUGCCCACACCUCACAGGGUCGUGCCUUUUGACCGUAGUAGUAGUGCUUUCACAGUUACGUUUGCGAGGAUGUCCUUUCACCUGUCUGAUGUAGAAGUGUGAACGGGUGCAUUGUUGCCUUAUGGAGUUUCGUAUGUU
This is a messenger RNA of Ectocarpus siliculosus, 1648 nucleotides long. NCBI's taxonomy places the organism in Eukaryota, Phaeophyceae, Ectocarpales, Ectocarpaceae. The record is from the annotation of a GenBank genome assembly.